This is a messenger RNA of Drosophila miranda, 2937 nucleotides long. RefSeq names its product histone acetyltransferase KAT7 (gene chm). The coding region runs from base 146 to 2647 and encodes 833 amino acids. Gene Ontology annotation, biological process: regulation of DNA-templated transcription. Gene Ontology annotation, molecular function: zinc ion binding; histone acetyltransferase activity. The record is from RefSeq and is a predicted model, not a curated record. Lineage: Eukaryota; Metazoa; Arthropoda; Insecta; Diptera; Drosophilidae. Gene Ontology annotation, cellular component: nucleus. The transcript has 7 exons.
AUCGAUAAUCAUCUGUCUGUUAUCGCACUUCUUGUUUACCUUGGUAUUUUCACGCCAGACCACCUCUGGUCACAUUUGCCAAAACAACAAAAAAACAAUAAAAACGCAUUUGUGUUGCUUACAAAACAUUUGUGCGCUCAAAAAAAUGGCCAUGGAGUCGGGGACAAGCAGCUCAGAAUCGGGCAGCACAACAACAAGUGGUUCCACCAGCUGCACAGAAUCGGGCAGCUCCUCGGACUCGGAUUCCAGCAGUGCAACGCCCGAGGAGAAACCCUCGACGGCAGCUGCUCCGGCCUCGAAAUCACAGCAGCAGCAACAACAACAAACAUCCGGCUCCACAGCGCUACGCCGAAAAGCGACAGCAACAGAAGCAGAAAAGCCCAAGACUUUCGGUACGACAUCUCUGACCUCGGCUGCCAGUAAAGUGCGCUCCGUGGCGGCCUCCAAUCAUCGUUUGACCAGCGAUGACGACGACGAGGAUGACACGCCGCCGCCUGUGAAGAAAAAUGCACGCUCCAACAACACAGGAACAGCCGCAAUCGCAGCAACAGCAGCACCAGCAACAAGGCGGAAGCCACCUCCUGCGAUAGGAAGAGCAAAGCCUCCGCCGGCAUCCAGAAGCAAUAAUCCACCACAGAGAUCUGCGCCAGUCGCUCGGGCCACGGAGAAUGGCGACUGCAAGAGGCCAUCGCUCUCCUCCUCCUCCAACAGCACGGAUGACUCGACAAAAGUGGCCAAGAACGGCCGCAAGGUGCCCCUCAAGAUGGCCAGCACAGUGCGGGCUAAGCAGGUUGCAGCUCGAGCGAAACUGCCGCAAAUCAAGAAGAAUGGUGGUGGUGCAGGGCCAGCCCCAGUGCCAGUACCACCACCGCCAAUCAGCAGCGAGGGAAGCGAUUCAGAGAGCGGUACCGGCUCUGGGGAUGACUCCAGCUCGGGGAGCGACUCGGAGGGCAGUGAUUCCAGCAACUCGUACAGUUCUCAGCCGCCCAAGAAUGCCAAGGGCAAGCGGCCAGUAGUAGGUGGCAAGCCGCCACGAUCGGACAGCGAGGAGGAGCGCAAGGACAAGGCCAAUCCAAUGCGAAAGCUAACCCGAUCGCUGAGCAUGCGCAGGUCCAAACAGCAACAGCCCAAAGAGGAGACCGACUACGAAUCGGAUGAGGAUCUGGAGAACGACAAGAUGUUGCUCACAAAAAGCAGCCCCGGCAAGAAGCCGGCUCCCUCAAUCCUCAACAGUGCCAAGAGCAAGGUGAAAAAGGAGGGAGUUGCCAUUAGUAGUGGAGUGUUCAGCUCCCUCAAGUCUCGUCCAGUGUCGCCCAUUACCCAAACGGAGAAGAAGUGCCCCAUCGAGGGCUGCGACUCCUCUGGCCACCUCAGCGGCAAUCUGGACAAGCAUUUUCUGCCCGAAGCGUGUCCCAUUUACCACAACAUGUCCGCCUCCGAGUGCAAGGAGCGGGCCAGCGAGAGGAAGAUCCGCAACGAGAAACGUGGGAAGAUGCCUAUCAGCAUUGUGAAGGCGCCUGGCAAUCAACAUACAAAUCUCAAAUCGCUUACGCCCGAACAGCGUGAGUUUCUGGCCAAGAUCAGAGAAUCUCGAGCGAGUUUUCGGCCCAUCAAUAAUAAUUUCAUGGAUUCAAAAGUUAAGCUCGAAAAAGACUGCACCGAUGAGGAUCGUGAACCGAGUCUCACGGGCCUGGUGCCCGACUAUGACCUGCAAUUGUUUCGCGAGGCCCAGGCUCAGGCCUCCGAAAGGAUAGAAGAUGAACUCAAGGAUCUGCCCGUAGGAAAAGGAAUCAAAUACAUCAGCAUGGGCAAAUACAAAAUGAAAGUCUGGUAUCAGUCCCCGUAUCCGGAUGAUGCCGCCCGCCUGCCCAAGAUGUACAUUUGCGAGUUCUGCCUGCGAUACCAGAAAUCCGAGACGGGCAUCAAGCGGCAUGCGGAGAAAUGCGUCUGGCGGCAUCCGCCAGGCGAUGAAAUCUAUCGCAAGGGGAAGCUGCAGGUCUGGCAGGUUGAUGGCAAGCGCCAUAAGCAAUACUGUCAGCAUCUCUGUCUGCUGGCCAAGUUCUUUCUGGACCACAAGACCCUCUACUAUGAUGUGGAACCAUUUCUGUUCUACAUCAUGACGCUGGCAGAUAUCGAUGGCUGUCAUAUUGUGGGCUACUUUAGCAAGCAUAUUCCUUUCCUGCAAGAGAAAAACUCGUUUUAUAAUGUCUCAUGUAUCUUAACACUGCCGCCAUAUCAAAGAAAAGGUUAUGGGAGAUUACUCAUCGAUUUCAGCUAUCUCCUGACACGAGUGGAGGGCAAAAUCGGUUCGCCGGAGAAACCGCUAUCCGAUCUGGGCCUGAUCUCGUACAGAUCCUACUGGAAGGAUGUGCUGUUGGACUAUUUGUGCAAUCGUUCAGGGAAUACCCUGAACAUCAAGGAUGUAUCUCAGGAAAUGGCCAUAUACUCUUAUGAUAUAGUCAGCACCUUGCAGGCUCUGGGCAUGAUGAAGUACUGGAAGGGCAAGCAUAUAGUACUCAAAAAGCAAGACGUUCUGGAUGAGUACGAGGAGCGUGUUAAACGUCGCGGUACCUUUCCCAAAAUAGACGACUCCUGUCUGCGCUGGCAGCCCUUCAUUCCUGUACAGCCCAGUGCCGAAUCGCCUUAACGCCGUGGCUGGAAGCAUGCCGCGGCAUGCUUUAUGGAUGACGAUGACUCCGCACCCAUGUACCCCGCAUCAUCAUCCUGAUGCGUAUUUGCUUAGAGAUUUUAUUAUUUGUGGUUUUACUAUACUAGACCGUAAGGCAAAAGUAUUUGUGUGCGUGUUUGUGUGUGGAUGUACUUUAUUUGUUGGUAGCGCUAGAUAGUAAUUUUAGUACGUAGGAUUAUAGUGAAAUUUUCCCAAAAAAAAAAAAACUUAAGAUGACAAAGAAAUAUACUCGGUUUAUGAUCAAAGAA